AUGGUUAUUAGUAUAUCAUUACAAAACAAUGUUGGUAAAGUAACAAGUGCAAUGUUACCAGAUAGUUUUACACUGGAUGAAUUUACAAAAAUGUUGUCAGAAAAAUUGGGUGAUAUUGAAGGACAUCGCUUUGUUAUGGAUGGUAAACAAUUACGGUUGAAUGAUGAACAAACAUUUAAUCAACAAAAAGAACAAAUAACAAAUGGAAAAGUUAUUUUUGUUCUUGAUCGUCUACCUGGUGGCACAGAUACCGUAGUUCACGAAACGUACAUCUCAAAACUCAUGAACAGUAUAACAAAACCAUUGCUCAUUGAAUUAGAUAAUAUUCCAAAACGGCUGUCUGAAUGCAUAAUGUGUUUAGAUGAUAUACCAUGCAUCAGUUUCUGCUGUGAAGAUGUAUGCAGUAGUUGUUUUUUAACAUAUUUUAAAAAAAAGUAUUUGAAAUUGAAAUGUAUGAAUCCAGACUGUAGGAAAACUUUAUCCUACAUUGAAUUUUUUCGAACGCCUAGUUUUUUAAAUUUACUAGCAGACUUAGUCAGUAAACAACAGUUCAUUCAUAAUAUUGAUGGUCAAAUUUGUCGAUGUGGAGCAAUGAUGAUCAACGAGACGAAUUAUGCUCAACAAAUUUGUCGACACUGUAACAGAAAACUAUGUUUUUUCUGCAAUAAAGACUGGGAUGACAAGCUAAUGCAAAAUACCCUCUACACAUGCAAGAAUAAUUGUGAUUAUGAAAUGAAAAUUACAUAUGAAUUAGUGCCAUUAUCAAAAUUUAAUACAUCUCUAACUCUGCCUAAUCGUCGAUGUUGUCCAAAAUGUUUUAUUGGUGGUGCUUAUGAAUCGGAAGAAGAAUGCAAAAGAAAAUAUAAAACGGAAAAAAUUUUACGUUAUGCUGAACGAUGUACGGAUACUAAAGAUCUUAAUGUUAGGUUCCUCGAUGUUGAUAAAGAACCAAGGUCAAUGAUUCGGAACCGUCAGAUUGAAGGAUACCAGAAUAUUUCACUAAUGACACUCCAACAGGCUAUUCAACCGAUUGAACAUUUAUAUCCUGAUCUAGCAAGUAAAGUUUUUAUUGCAAACGAGAACUUUGAAUCAUGUCAGGAUUCGGAUCGAUUAACUAAAAAUGAAGCGUCCGCAAUUUAUCUGUACGCAUCAGAAUGGGGAACACUCAAAGGUAGCUUUCAUGAUGGCCUGAAUAGCGCAUUACGUAGUGAUGAUCGACACUUGCUAACACCAUGGUACGAAUACUUAAAACUACUACUUACGGCUUUAAACAAACUUCCAUCCUGA
Molecule: messenger RNA, 1287 nt
Organism: Didymodactylos carnosus
Lineage: Eukaryota; Metazoa; Rotifera; Eurotatoria; Philodinida; Philodinidae
Source: the annotation of a GenBank genome assembly